Messenger RNA from Dichomitus squalens LYAD-421 SS1, 3133 nucleotides. RefSeq lists its product as uncharacterized. The record is from RefSeq and is a predicted model, not a curated record. The transcript is spliced from 9 exons. Lineage: Eukaryota; Fungi; Basidiomycota; Agaricomycetes; Polyporales; Polyporaceae. Gene Ontology annotation, molecular function: mRNA 3'-UTR binding; poly(U) RNA binding; poly(A) binding. The coding region runs from base 96 to 2522 and encodes 808 amino acids. Gene Ontology annotation, cellular component: cytoplasmic stress granule; ribonucleoprotein complex; cytosol.
GCUCGACACCUCGGCGCGGUUCAUACCACCACGGCAUCCCUUACGCGUGGCCAUCGACUCCGCUCUCUCUGUCUCCACGCUCUCGUGUCCUCAUCAUGGCUUCGGAGUACAGCAGCCCGCCCCCAGAACCUCGUCACCAACCCCAUCCAUAUCUCCACGAGCCUUUGCUGUACAUCUCCAACCUCCCGGCGUUCGUGAGAGACGAAGAUCUUGCCGUCACGUUCCAGACAUGCGCGCCGUUCCGGCCGAACAUACAACGAGAUGGGUCCAACAGACCGUUGUCGGGGACGAUCGAGUUCAAGUAUCUGGAGAAGGCGGAGAAGGCACUUGCGACGCUGCAGGGCCGCCCGAUCCCCAAUCUACCCCAGAACGUUCCUCUUGUUCUCUCUCCGUAUCCUUCCACCACACCACCCACACCUCUUCCUCCCCCUAAUGCCUCUCCACGACUUGUGAAGCAACUUCCUCUAGGAUACACUGACUCACAACUUUACGACCUUUUCCGUCCGUUUGGAGCUCUCGCCUCGGUGCGCACGCAAGCCCCGUUUGGCAAAGACACCGGCGUGGUCGAGUUCUGGAGAGAGGAAGACGCUCGGGAGGCGGAAGACACGAUGCAUUGUGCCGAGGUCGAGGGCCAGAAUAUCGUCGUGCAAGUAUAUCAACCCCGCCGUGCUGGGGCGAUCGCGAGCGAGUUUUCUCCGAACGCUCCGUCGUUCAUCCCGACCGGCUCUGUAUUUCCAUACCCCGCUCAGUAUUCCCCGCCUCGGCAAUCACCCUAUGGUGGACCGCGUCAACAACAACCUCUGUUUAUCCAUGGCCCUGGACAGCAAGUGCAGUUGGCCCCGCUCUCUGGUCCCGGAUCCACCAGCCACUCUGGGCUCAUUGACCCUUGCAAUCUGUUCAUCAAAAACCUCGACACCUCGAUUGACUCCAACGGGCUUUUCUCGCACUUCCGUCAGUUUGGACAAAUUGUCAGCGCCCGUGUGAUGCGUAAUGAGCAAGGAGAGAGCCGUGGGUUCGGGUUCGUAUCUUACCAGACCCCUGACCAAGCUGCUGCGGCUAUGAACGCGAUGAACGGCGUCACACUCGGUACGAAACAGCUUGUGGUCCGCCUGCACGAGCCGAAGCAGCUCCGGCAAGAGAAGCUCGCUCAGCGUUUCGGCGGCCACAACGGGCAUCCUCGGAGCAGCAGCGGUGCGACAUCUCCGACGGCAAGCGAGGCGGGCGAGAGCUACGCUGGGUGGCCUAGCCCCAGCAGCCAUCCUGCUGUCCUUGGGUCACCCGUCAUGGGACAUCAUGAUCGGCCAGAUAACCGGGCUCGCCGCAGCUCUGGUAGCUUUUAUCACGCUGCACUCGCCGGCACGCUCAAUCUGCCUAUGCGCUAUGACGACCUCUCUGCGCUAUCUCCGGUCGUCCGGAAAGAGGUGCUCUCUGGCGAGCUCCAGCGGCAGAUCAAGGGCAUGGAUGCCGUUUCCAGCGACGAGCUCGAGUCGGUCGUGCAGGCUAUCGUGGGGCUGUCGCUGAGCGAGGUCGUACAGGGCAUCCAGGACCCUGCGAAGCUGUCCGAGCAGGUGCAGGCGGCGAAGAAGUCGCUGAACCUGUCGAAGGGGUCGUCGCCAGCGCCUCCUUCUCCGUCCCCCGCUGCCUCCCAGGACUCACGCCUCCUCGAUAUUGGUCCGAACGCGACUGCCUCCGCGCCCGAUCAUCCCUCUACGCCCCUCUCCAUGCCUGCGACGCUUUCCACACCCCCGAGGACCGAGUCUCCGUCUGGAUCGCUCACGACGCCCCAGUCUGAGCGCGAUCGCAUGUUUGCUGCCGUCUCGAAGCUCGAGUCCUCCCAAGUCUCAGAUCUCACCGACCUCCUCAUGUCGCUGCCCAAGCGCGAGCGCGCCAUGUGCCUGUUCAACGUAGAGGUGCUCCGCGCCAAGAUCGCGGACGCGAAGCUCGUCCUAGAAGUUGACGAGACCGAGGAACAGACGCCUGCCGUACAGACCGUCCCCGUCCCGCAGACCCCGCAGCAGCGCAAGGUGUCGGCUGCGUCGUUCGACUCGCCUCACACCCCAGAUCUGUCAUCUCGUGGGCCUAGCGCGGCAGCGAGCCCGACACCCGCGACUCCGAGCUCGCAGGUGCACACGAUCGCGUCGCUAGCGCGCCUGCCGGCGUCCGAGAUCAUCAAGCUCGUGCAAUCGUCGUCGGUGACGGGCUUGCCGCUGCCCAAGGCGGACCCGAUGGUUGUGAAGGCGACGGACGAAUUCAUCGAUAGUUUGCAGGACAAGCCGAUCAACCAGCAAAAGCAACAGCUGGGUGAUAAGCUGUGCGCCAUGUCCUUCUUGUGGUACGUAUGUUUUGCUAACUGCGUAUGUAGGUGGCGUGUUGUCAAGGCCUUUGGUAUCAAGGGUGCGCCCAAAAUCACAAUCGCUCUGUUGGAUCAGGACGACCUUCGUCCGCUUGCGCACCUGAUGAACAGUUACCCGUCGGUGCUUAAGGAAAAGGCUCUCCUUGUUCAAGCCGCUCAGUCCAAGUAAUCUCGCAAGUCUCGGUGCUCGUCGCCUGUCCUAUAUCCGCAGUGUCAACGUUCAGCUGCUCUUUCGGGUUUCUAUUCCUUGCCAGUGCUGUCAAUUGCCAUACCUCCUGAAAUCGACUCCGGACUGAAUGCCCAUCCUCGACAUACCACGUCUCGCACACAAAUUCUCGUUACCUUUCCCCGCCAUAGAUCGCGUCCGUUGCCCAUCCGGCGUCGGGUACGACACUGGUCCAGCAUCUGGUUCUCGCUCUCGCUCUCUAUCAAAUGUCAUCAAUCCCACACCUUUCCUUCUGUCUUUACAAUCUAAUGGAAUGACUCUCGUCAUCGUUACACGUCACAAUUCACACUGUUGCUUGUUUUACCCCCCCCCCCCCGCCUUGAUUCCUCCUCUUUUCCGUCCCCACACCAACACGAUGCACAACGAUCGUCGACGGACAUUGUCUCGUGUGGCGGUCGUUCCCGUCUCUCCCCUCUACUCUGUCGUAUCCCCGUUCACGCUCUUACCUCACCUAGCUACGCCUGUUCCUAUUACGACCUUUUAUGAUUGCUGCAAAUUCGUCCCUGACAUUUACUUUGCUUGUUCUGCCCUUGACGUACUUACCUGCCAUACUC